Molecule: messenger RNA, 920 nt
Organism: Acaulospora morrowiae
Lineage: Eukaryota; Fungi; Glomeromycota; Glomeromycetes; Diversisporales; Acaulosporaceae
Source: the annotation of a GenBank genome assembly
AAAACUUUUACCGAAUCCUCGAUUUUGCAUUCGGUCGGAUUGCUUAUAAACCACUUCAAGAUUAUUGCUUGGGAGCAAUAUGCGCGGACCCUUCUUCGGUUUUUGACUCCGAUUACUUCUACUGCAUGGACGUCAACAUGCUUACUUCUUUACUAAAACGUGAUGAUCUUGGCAUUGACGAGGUGGAAUUAUGGAAUAAUGUGAUAAAAUGGGGAUUUGUUCAGAAUCCGACAUUAUUUGAAGACCCGGCAAAAUGGACACCGGAAUUUACGGCUACGUUUCAACAAUCCUUGGCCGAUUGCAUUCCACUGAUACGGUUUACACUAAUGACACCGGCACAAUUCAGAGAAAAGGUCUGGCCAUUCAAAGAUAUAUUACCCGCAGAUUUGUACGAUAGCGUAUUAUGGUAUUUUCUGAUGCCAGAGGCACAAUCGAACCUGUUUACUCCCAGGCUAAAAACCAUCGAUUCAAAACUUAUUACGCUGAAACAAGCAGCCAUGAUCGCAUCAUGGAUUGAUCAGAAAGAUGAUAAGUUCUACACCUACACAGAAAUUCCUUACGACUUUACACUGCUGAUGCGAGGCUCUGAAGACGGAUAUUCACAGAACAUCCUCCACCAACGAUGUGGAGGUCAGGAGAAAACCUUUUUGCUGCUAAAGAUUAAGACUACUCAGGAGAUCUUCGGGAUGUACAUCUCGGGCAUAUGGAAUGUGACGGCGAGUGCUCGGGCACAUGACAGUUUUAUGUUCUCAUUCAGCGAAGGAAAGGAAACCACCAAGCCGGUUCUAAGUAGGGUGCGAUCGUCGGGAUAUGACUUGGCAUUAAGCAGGGGAAUGGAUCGGGGGAUGGGGGAAUUAGAAAUGUUUAAAGUUUCACCGAAAUUUGGUGUUUCCUCAACUUCGUUGCCACUUACUUUAUAG